AUGGAUACUAGUUGGAUUGACUUACGAAAAGGGGAUACUCGUUAUUAUAACGGUUGCAUGGAAUUUUUAGAGGUUGCAAAGGAGACUCUUCUAAAGGGAAAAACUCGAUGCCCGUGUAAUAAAUGCAAGUUAAAUAAAUGGUUUGACUUAGGAGAGGUAGGAGGACACAUUUUAUUUAACGGUUUUUAUAAGAAUUAUAGGCAAUGGAUUUUCCAUCGUAGAGUUGAAGAGAGUAAUACCUUAGAGAUCCCUAAUGAUCAAGAAAAUGUAGUUGGUCGAGAUGAUAUGAAUGGGUUACUAAGAGCAGCUUUUAAGGUUGACAAUAGUCCACAACCCACCAAUGAACCCCAAGACCCAUCAUUAAUCGAAGCUGAUUUUGAAGAUGAAUAUUCGUAUGACAUGCAUGAAGAGUUAAAUUUUGAUUGUGAGGAAGAUGAUGAAUUUCCAUCAACCAACACCAAUGAAGAAGAAGCGAAGUAUAAACGACUUAGGGAAGCUUCUGAUGAGGGCCUAUAUGAGGGGUGUACAACUUUCUCAAAUCUGUCGUUUCUAUUGCACUUGUUUCACCUCAAGUGUAUGUUCCAUUGGUCUGCCGCAUCAUUUAAUAAGUUGGUUGAGCUUCUAUUAGACGCAUUUCCUAAUAUUAAGGAGUUUCCAUCGUCGUAUUAUGAAGGCAUGAAGAUAAUGAAUGAUUUGGGAUUGGGUUACGAGAAAAUCCAUGCAUGUCCAAAUGAUUGCAUGUUAUACUGGGGUGAAUUUGCAGAAAAAACUGAGUGUCAUAUCUGCCACACAUCAAGGUGGAAGAAUGUGAAAGAAAAGGAGGGUGAUGUAAGAGAGAAAGAUAAAGAAGCAUGUAAGAAGGGUGUUGCAGCUAAAGUGAUGUGGUACUUUCCUCUGAUCCCAAGACUAAAGAGGAUUUACAUGUCAUCUAAAACAGCUGAGGAUAUGAGAUGGCAUUUUGACCGUAAAGAUGGAAAUAUCAUAAGUCACCCGGCGGAUGGUGAAGCUUGGAAAUUGUUUGAUAAAAGAUACGAGGAAUUCGCCAAAGAUCCUCGUAGUGUUAGAUUGGGUCUAGCAAGUGAUGGCUUUAAUCCAUAUCGUUUGAUGAAUACUAGUUACAGUACAUGGCCGGUGAUCCUGAUUCCUUAUAAUUUGCCACCGUGGCUUUGUAUGAAGUCGACAUCUUUCAUUUUGUCUUUGCUUAUUCCGGGGAAACAGGGUCCUGGUAUGAAUAUUGAUGUGUACUUGCAACCACUAAUCCAUGAGUUAAAAUUGUUGUGGGAAGGUGUAGAUGCAUUUGAUGCUUAUAGCGGAAAAAAUUUCAAGAUGCGAGCAGCCUUACACUCUACUAUAAAUGACUUUCCAGCAUAUGCUAUGUUGUCGGGUUGGAGUACAAGAGGUUAUAAAGCUUGCCCUUCGUGUGCCGAUUCUACUUAUGCGUAUAGCUUUGGUGGUAAAGUUUUCUACCCUGGAUGUCGAAAAUGGUUACCAAUUGACCAUCCUUAUCAUUCUCAAGAAAAUUUAUUUGAUGGGACAGAGGAACAUGGUCUUGCUCCGGUUCGUGUAAGCGGGUCAGAAGUUUUGAAGCAACAAGAAAGAGUUAAGUAUGUGUUUGGAAAGUCAAAAGUUGUUCCGAAAAAAAGAGGGAGACUAGAAGAUGAUGAACUUGAUGAUGAUGAUAAUGAUGAUAAUGACGAGGACGAGUCUAAUCCUGUUCUGUGGAAAAAGAAAAGAACUCUUUUAGAUAUGAGCAAGAGUAGAGAUGAUAAGAAUGCUAGAUUGGCCCUUAAAAAACUGAACAUAAAACCUCAUCUUUGGCCUCAAUCUCAUCCAAGUCGUGUUAACGACUCUUUGCCUCCAGCUACAUACACCAUGUCUAAAGAAGAGAAAGAAAGAUUUCUUAAAGUCCUACAAAAUCUUAAAGUUCCCGAUGGGUAUGGAUCUAAUUUGCAAAGGUGUGUGAAUUUGAAGCAACGAAAACUUAUUAAUCUGAAAAGCCACGACAAUCAUAUGCUCAUGCAAGAUAUCCUUCCUGUUGCUUUAAGAGCAUCGAAUGCUACAAAAGUAAUUGAUGUGCUCGAUGAAUUGUCGUACUUUUUCAAGAAGAUAUGUUCAACAUCUAUUGAAAGAAGUGAAUUAGAUACCAUUCAGUCGAAUCUUGUGUUGACUCUUUGUAAGAUGGAGAAAGAGUUUCUUCCAACAUUUUUCACAAUCAUGGUGCAUCUACUAAUUCAUCUAGUGGAUGAGGUCAAACUCGGCGGACAUGUUCAUUAUAGGUGGAUGUAUCCCAUUGAGAGGUAUUUGGCCUUUUUGAAAUCUCAUGUGAGCAAUAAAGCGCAACCAGAAGGAUCCAUAGCUGAAGGGUACCUUUUAUGGGAAACAAUUGCAUUUUGUUCGAGAUAUUUAGAAAGUGUCAAGACCGUAUUCAACAGACCGAAAAGGAAUGAAGAUAGUGUUCCAGACAUCAACAACUAUUUAUAUGACUCUGCUGGUCGUGUAGUUGGGAUGAAAAAAAAUGUCCGCGUUGAUGACAAAAGUUUAAAGCAAGCACAUCGUUAUGUUUUGCUUCAUUCAGAUGAGAUGAAACUGGCCUAUAACCUAGAUGAUAGCACAAAAGAAGGAAAAUUGAGAAAAGCCUUGGCCUAUGGUUUAAGCAAUCGCGGCAAAAGGAUGAAAAGUGUUAUUAUCAAUGGCUAUAAGUUUGACACCGUGGACCGUGAGCGAUCUCGGAAGACUCAAAAUUCUGGAAUUAUGGUAGAAGCUGAUGGCCAAGAGUAUUACGGAAAACUUAAAGAAAUAUUAGAACUUGAUUAUUAUGGUUCUUUCAAGGUUCUAAUGUUUCGAUGUGACUGGGUUGAUGUACGGAGGGGUGUCAAAACAUACUCGAGCGGUAGAAUUCGUGUCAAUUUCUCAAAGUUGAUGCACACUGGUCAAAAGUUGGAUGAUGAUCCAUUUAUUUUCUCUUCUCAAGCAAAACAAGUUUUUUACAUUGAGGAUGAGAUACAAAAAGGAUGGCAUCAUGUUAUUAAGACUAAGCCUAGGGACUUGUUUGAUAUACCUGAUGAUGACGAUGAUGAUGAGCUUCUAAAUGAUAGUGUUUUGGAUUUAUAUGGUCAUUUUGAGCUGGGAGAUUUUUCCAUACAUGAUAUGCCUGAGCUACAUUGA
Molecule: messenger RNA, 3165 nt
Organism: Spinacia oleracea (spinach)
Lineage: Eukaryota; Viridiplantae; Streptophyta; Magnoliopsida; Caryophyllales; Amaranthaceae
Exons: 5
Coding region: 1-3165 (1054 amino acids)
Source: RefSeq, a predicted model, not a curated record